AUGAUUAUUGCUGAUACCGUUUUUUUUAUAGAUACGGCCAUAUCCAUUUCGGCUGUCACCCCGACGCGAGUAAAUUCUUUCAUCGUUACAAAGAUCUCAUUAUGGACGGACCUCAGAAGAUUGGGAUCAGAUUUGCGCCUCAAAUUAUUUCAACACAAAUCGGAAGGUUGUUAUUUGGAGGUACCAGGAAACAACAACCCUAGGAUUGAACCACCUUCAACAAUCCUUGAAACUGAGGAGCAACGAAAUCAACGAAAUCAUGAAGAAGAACUCGAGAAAGCCCGUAAAGAAAAAAGACCAAAAAUAUAUAAUGAAGGACGGCCAGGAAACAAAAAACCUAGGAUUGACCCUCCUUCAACAAUCCUUGAAAUUGAGGAACAACGAAAUCACGAAGAACUCGCGAAGAAAUAUAUUUUCAAGGACAGCUUGGAACUGAAGAACACAAAAAAGAAAUCCCCUUUGCUAUAUGUGAUGACGUUGAGAGGCAUGUGUAUGCAUGUUGCUAGUUUAGUGCAUUCUGUCAUGGCCGAGCUUGAAACUUUUAACAUGCCAGGAACAGUAAUCGUUAAUCUUCCAAAUAACCUCAGCCUUAAUCUAAAACUUCCAAAAAGAAUUGAUGAAGAAUCCAUAUUUCAAGCCUAUCUAGUACCUAGAUUCAAAGAAUUAUAG
Messenger RNA from Funneliformis caledonium, 669 nucleotides. Lineage: Eukaryota; Fungi; Glomeromycota; Glomeromycetes; Glomerales; Glomeraceae. The record is from the annotation of a GenBank genome assembly.